Dujonia railenensis is the source of this 3660-nucleotide messenger RNA. The record is from the annotation of a GenBank genome assembly. Lineage: Eukaryota; Fungi; Ascomycota; Pichiomycetes; Serinales; Debaryomycetaceae.
AUGAGAGGGUUGAUAAUACGAACUCGGCAGGGUGCAUUGCUAGAGCACCUCAAGCCCUCAGCUUCUGUCGUACGACAAUUCCAUCAUAGCAUUGGCACUCGUAGAUCACCAAUUCAUUCAAGACGCCUUAAUUCUAAUUCCAAGAGGCUUUAUCGUAGUAAUGACCAUCAAUUUACCUCACAAUUUGAACCAAGAGAUACUAAAUUCGAAAUUGGUACUCCCGGGCGAGAGCCUGAGUCCGAGCCCCAGCACCAACAGCUGGAUGAAAAGCUCAUUCGCAUUAAUCCUAGCAUGUCCGACUACGAAGUCGAGAAGGUAUACACAAAAUUUGUUCUAGCAACAGAUAGCUCGAGCGGAGCAUUAAAUUAUAGAAAUGUAGACGAGGCAAUAGGUAUAUGGUCCGAAGCCUUCAGCGUAAACGAUUCUAAAUCGCAGCAAGUCAUAUCGCUACAACAGAAAUUGAUCUCGAAAAGGAAACGAUUGAUAACCACCUUAAUGAACCAUAAAAAAUACGAUUUGUAUGUGAAAAAGGUCGAAGAUUUAUACAAAAAUCAUCCACUGUUUGCAAAAUUGGACCCUGGGUGGACUGAAAGAGUCUUCCUGAUAAUAAAAUUUCAAGAUGGAGACUUCGAUAUACCGUCGAUUCAUCUGUACAUAUCAAACGAAUCAGUAGGUAUUGACAAGAGAAGAGAUCUCAUAACUACAUUUUUAAGGAAAGGCUUGUACUAUUCUGAGGAGAGAUCAGUCAUGCUUAGAAAUGAGCUAAACGAAAAUGAAUAUCGGUAUAUUAAAGCAUUCUUCGAAUUCGCUUCGAUUGUCGAGGAAGGGCUCGACAAUUUUUCAAAUGGGAUAAGUUCAUACCAGAGAGCCAUAAAUGUCAUUAUUGGGAUACCCAAUAUAUCACUGACUUUGAAAAGCAUAAUAGUAGGUCUUGGCAGCGAUGAGAGUCAUGAGUUGGUGAGGAAUCAUAAGUUAGUAAAUCGAGAACAAACUUAUUUAACAAUGCUAAGUUUGCUUUUGAAAUGCCUGGCUGAUCAUAACCAAUCAAAGAUAGCACUUUCGAUUUGGAAAGAUAAGAUAUCAUAUCAUAAACGUACAACUACACAUUUGCACACAAUCAGCUUGACACCUGAUGAUUUGACUAAUAUCAUGCAGGCAACUUUCGACGCAGGGUUGUAUGCCAAAACUGUCGAAUUGUAUAAGGAAUGGCAAUAUUUAUUAAAGGAUGAUUUACAAAUUUCUAUUUUGCUUAAACUUGCAGGGAAAGAAAGAGACUGGAGAUCAUUACAGAAGCAAUUUGAGGAUAUGUAUGGAAAGGGAACAUUGCCACAUAAGGUUCAUUAUGGAAUUGUAAUGAAUGCUUUAGCAUCAAUUGGAGCUAGAGAUGAAGUUAAAACUUUGUUCAAUCAGCUACUUCGCAGAAACUUUGUACCAGACACUUCAGUGAUAGCAGCAUUAGUGAAUAGCUCCAUGUACCAUGGAGAAUUUGAUACUGCUCAGAGAAUAAUUGAGAAAUACGGUUCUGGCAAAGGCAUUUCCUCCGACUACUUAUACCAAACGAUAUUUGAUUUAUUCCAUCGUUCCAAUGACUUGAAAAAUGCUAUCAAAUGGUUUCACAUUGUAGUAAAAGAGCAAAAGGAAAGCAAAACUGCUAGACUAUUGAACUCCAAUUCUAUCACUUCGUUAACUAAAGUCUGCCAAAAGAAUUAUGCAAUAAAGGAGUUGGAUAUGAUACUACGCACUAUUAAUACUGAUGAGCAAUUCAAUUACCUCAUUCAAAUGAAGACAUAUGUCGACUUUAUGAAAGCCUAUACUAAACUUAGUCUUUAUGAGGAAGCUGAAAACUUGAGUUUCAUGGCUUUUGAUAUCCUCACACAUCCACAUAACUGUGGUAGUCUCUUUACUGCAAAAAUGUCAAACUAUAGACGAUGGCUCCAAAGUUCUCGAUAUUCUACUGUUCAUGAAAAAGAACUCCUUCAUAGUCAAAUUAGAACUAUUAUUAACCUGCAUUUAACUUCUAAAGUUAUACCCACGGCUGAGUGGUUUAUGGAAUUGAUAAAUUAUUACAUAUACGUUGAUAACAAUUUGGACAGAGCAGAACAAGUUUUGGAAUUCUUGAAGAAGAGCAAUUUACAGCUAUUGAAUGAGAGGCACUACCAUCCCAUAAUGAAAUAUCACGUUCUUAAUGGCCAGCAUAAUAAUGUAUUGGAGUUAUUCAAAGACAUGACAUCUAAUGAUGUUCUGGUCUCCAUCAUGUCUCAUUUUUGGCUCAUGCGAGCAUUAACACAUCUUGAUAAGACUAAAAGAACUGAUUUCACUAACUCAACAAACUUGUUAAAGGCAGUCUACGAUAUCAACGGGUUGACAUUAGACACUAGUACUAUUGGAUCCUCCGCACCUCCUGCUUCGGCAACCUCUUCUGAUGUUGUCUACAAUCAGAGACAAGUCCCCAAAGGGGAACUAUAUCAGAAUGUGGAAGUGCUUGCAAACAUCACGAUGAUCUAUAUACUUGAAAAAAAUGAUCCCACGGGGAAUAACUUGUUGUUUCACUUCUUGGAGCAGGUUCGGGAAAGGACCAGUGAAAGAGUUACCAAUACUUUCAAGUAUCCUCUUUACAAGAACAUUUUUAAAUACUAUAAGAAACUUGGAAACCAUAUCCAGGCCGAAAGCAUUGCGCAGAACAUCUUGCAAGAUUUGAAAUCGACUAUAGAUACUUACAUCAUUGACUUGAAGGAAGUAAACCAAGGAAAGCAAGUCUCUGUCCCCACUAACUUAGAGCUUGGCUAUCAGUAUUACUUGGGAACCAAGUUGAAAGAUUACGAAAUUGUAAGACCAUACAAUAUUGACAAUGAAAGCUUUUUUAGGGAUAUUGUUGAUCUUGUUGAGCCAAUGAAAAAUGGAGAAAUAAAAUUAAAUAUUUUCGUCUACAACAAAUUGGUGCAGUUAUUAGUUUCCAUUCCCCCACAACACUCUGAGAUUUCUAAAAAUGGAUUCUUAAGAGCAUUGGGGAUUUGUGAAGACUAUUUAACUACCCAGAAUUGGAGAUUGGUUGCAACUGAAAAGGCAAAGCAGUAUAUACUUAAGGCACUAAUGGUCUUUAUGAAUCAUUCAAUUUCAAAGCAAGUUUUGCAAGAGAAAUACUCAAUUGUUUUGGAUUUCUAUAUGAUCAAAUUGGAUGACUUACUAGCGCAGUAUCAAUCCCAGCAGUUGGUCAAUUCAAAAGCAUUCUUGCAAAAAGCGAUAAAUUCAUUCAGUAAAAAAUUUUCGGAGAACAAUCCUUUAACAAUUGAUACCUUGUUGAAGAGAGACCUAGAAUUUUUCAAACCUCCUAACCCCAUGAAAAAUCAUCUAGUCAUACAGAAUCACAAUGUUAAUCUUUUACUUUCCAGGCUCAAGCACUUUAUGUUUGUAGAGCUGGGGGGUCUGAAAGAAGAAUGGUUCAAAUUGAUGGACGAGUACCCUUUGACCAUAGAGUUUUUACUAAUGGCAGAAGCAAGACACCUUCGGUAUCUGAAGUUUAUGUGGGCUAUUGAUAAACUUGAGCCUGCCCCGGUUAGCGAACUCCAAGAAUCGUUUGAAAGUAAACAAGAGAGAAUUUUUAGGGCAUUAAGAAAGAUCCAAGAGGAUAACCAACACGUCACAGCACAUUACAUUUCGUGA